AUGGCGGCUUCUGUUAUUCUACGCUACGGUUUACAUGUUGAGAAAAUGAAUUCCGGACUAUUAAUUAAAAAUUGUAUCACUAAAUUAUCUGGUACCGAAUGUACUCGAGCAUUGUCGCUAAGUUCCACUAAAUUAGACAAAGCAAAGCAACCAGUCCCUGUACCAAAAGAUGUCCAUAAUUUACUAACAAGUCCAGAAGCUGAAGAGCUCAGACGUGCGGAUCGUCGUCAGCUGAUAACGGUUGAUGAGCCAGAUGAUAUUUCGAUUGUAUCUGGGGUACCCGAAGAACACAUAAAAACCCGCACAGUUCGUAUUUACCAACCAGCUAAAAAUGCAAUGCAGUCUGGUACAAAUAAUAUCAAUUUCUGGCAAAUCGACUUUGAUAACCGCGAACGCUGGGAAAAUAAUUUGAUGGGCUGGUCAUCAACCGGGGAUCCAAUGUCGAAUGUGAAAGUUGAUUUCGCAUCGGUGGAUGAAGCUAUCGAUCAUUGUAAAAAAAUGAAAUGGAAUUAUUUUAUUCAAAAGCCAAAUGUUGAUGAUCCUAAACCUCGCUCGUAUGGUGCAAACUUUUCCUGGGACAAACGUACACGGGUAACAACUAAGUGAGAUAGUAAAUAAUAAUAAUAAUUAUAAUUAAAUAAAUUUAUUAUUGUAAUUAUAAUAAAUUGUAGUGUACUGAUUAAUAAAUUAUACAUAUUGUAUUAAGUA
This is a messenger RNA of Microplitis demolitor, 708 nucleotides long. RefSeq names its product NADH dehydrogenase [ubiquinone] iron-sulfur protein 4, mitochondrial (gene ND-18). The coding region runs from base 1 to 606 and encodes 201 amino acids. The transcript has 3 exons. NCBI's taxonomy places the organism in Eukaryota, Metazoa, Arthropoda, Insecta, Hymenoptera, Braconidae. The record is from RefSeq and is a predicted model, not a curated record. Gene Ontology annotation, biological process: electron transport chain.